Pichia membranifaciens NRRL Y-2026 is the source of this 2547-nucleotide messenger RNA. RefSeq lists its product as hypothetical. Gene Ontology annotation, biological process: ribosome biogenesis. Gene Ontology annotation, cellular component: nucleus. The record is from RefSeq and is a predicted model, not a curated record. Lineage: Eukaryota; Fungi; Ascomycota; Pichiomycetes; Pichiales; Pichiaceae. The coding region runs from base 1 to 2547 and encodes 848 amino acids. The transcript has 3 exons. Gene Ontology annotation, molecular function: ATP binding; preribosome binding; RNA binding.
AUGACAAAGCAGAAGUCUAAACCAGGAGUGAUCCAACGGGAUCUUGAUAACAAAGUGUACAAUCACAUUCUCCAAUUACUAGAUGAUAAAACGGAUACAUUGAAAUCGUCUGCUCUAUCCAAAGAUGAAGCCAGCAACGGUGUAUUCACCAUGGCGUUAGCUAAAGAUUUACAGUUCGAUGAAAUUGUACAAUACAUCAGGUUAAAGGACAAGAGUUUGGGCCGUAUGAAGAUGGAUAUACUGCGCAAAAGUAUUGAAAGAACUUGGACAGAAAUUAGAGAUGAAGAAGCAGAAGAGAUUUCAACCCUUGGCAUAGAUCUCGCUAGUACCGGUAAUGACGAUCCAAACUUUAUCGAUGGAGAGGAGGAUCCAGCAGCUGAACUCAUGGAGGUCAAGGACUUGAAUUUGGCCAACAAAAAUAUAGUUAAUUUAUGGAAAGCGCAAGAGAGCAGUCCAGCAAACAAAGAUAACAUUGACUCGAAUGAUCCACUGAAUGUAACCUCCAAUACUGAAAAUAAUUUGAAUGGUAAUAAGAAAAGAAAGGUAAAGGACAAAGAGUCAAAAACAAAGAGAGUCAAAGUGGAUAGAUCACCCCCAAAUAUGUCGCUGAAGUCUCUCGGUGGUCUCGAUGAUGUUUUCGCAGAAUUGAUGGAAGUGGUGGGGAUGCCAGUAUUACAUCCUGAAAUUUACAUCUCUACAGGUAUUCAGCCACCAAGAGGUGUGCUCCUCCAUGGACCACCAGGUUGUGGUAAAACAACAAUUGCAAAUGCUUUAGCUGGUGACCUCGGUGUCUCGUUCAUCAAUAUCAGUGCACCGAGUGUCGUCAGUGGAAUGUCUGGUGAGAGUGAGAAGAAAGUACGUGAAUUGUUUGAAGAGGCAAGAGGACUUGCUCCGUGUAUUGUCUUUAUUGAUGAAAUUGAUGCGAUCACCCCUAAGCGUGAUGGUGGUGCGCAAAGAGAGAUGGAGCGUAGAAUAGUGGCACAAUUACUAACGUGCAUGGACGAAUUGACACUGGAGAAAACCGGAGGAAAACCAGUCAUUGUCAUUGGUGCAACGAACCGGCCAGAUAGUUUAGAUGCAGCACUUAGACGUGCUGGAAGGUUUGACAGAGAAAUAAGUAUUAACGUUCCGAGUGAACCGGCAAGAUUGAACAUUUUGCAACACAUGACGGAGAACUUGAAAGUUUCUGGCGAAUUAGGAUUAAGCGAACUUGCUAAAUUAACGCCUGGUUUUGUUGGUGCCGAUUUGAAGGCAUUGGUUACAUCUGCCGGUGUUGCCGCUAUCAAAAGAAUUUUUAGUAAUCUUUCCGAUGAAAAUGGAAAAUUAGUUGGAGGGCUCGACAACGAUAUUGAUGGUAAUGACAACAAUGACCAAAUGGACAUAGAUAACGAUGAGUUUGUUACUCCGUUGACCACUCCACUAACACCAUCAAAUGCAAAUUCCCUCGCAUCACUUGAAUCACACGAUUCUGAUAAGGAAAGCUCAACUAUACAAAAAUUCCUUGCUAAACAUCCUGAUCCUUUAACAGCAAAACAGUUAGAACCUCUAUCCAUUACUAGGGAAGACUUUUUGACUGCAUUGCCAACAAUUCAGCCCACAGCCAAGCGUGAGGGUUUUGCAACUGUGCCGGAUGUCUCAUGGGCUAAUGUUGGUGCUUUGAGUAAUAUCAGAAUCGAGCUACAUAUGGCUAUUGUUCAACCUAUAAAACGCCCUGAAAUUUAUUUACGUGUGGGUAUUACUGCACCUGCAGGAGUUCUCAUGUGGGGACCCCCGGGGUGUGGUAAGACUUUACUUGCAAAGGCUGUUGCCAACGAAUCUAAGGCUAAUUUCAUAUCUGUCAAAGGUCCAGAAUUAUUGAAUAAAUACGUGGGUGAGAGUGAACGAUCCGUGAGACAGGUAUUCUCUCGUGCUCGUGCAAGUGUUCCGUGCAUUAUCUUUUUUGAUGAGUUAGAUGCCUUGGUACCACGCAGAGACAGCAGUUUGAGCGAAAGUAGUUCACGCGUGGUCAACACAUUGUUGACCGAGUUAGACGGACUUAACAACAGAAGAGGUAUAUUUGUCAUUGGUGCCACAAAUAGACCUGAUAUGAUUGAUCCUGCUAUGUUGAGACCAGGAAGAUUAGACAAGACCUUGUACAUCGAGCUUCCAGACUCCAAUGAAAGACAUGACAUUUUGAAAACUUUGAUCAAAUCGAAUGGUACCCCUGUCUCAAAUAAUGUUGACCUUUGCAAAAUCUCACACGAUGAACGAUGUCGUAAUUUUAGUGGUGCUGAUUUAUCGUCCUUAGUGAGAGAGGCGAGUGUUAUUGCUUUGAAGAGAAAGAUAUUCAUCGGAAUUAAAGAUUUAGAUGAAAGCGUGGAAGAUCAUGAGGAGAUAAUGGACGUGGAAGUUACAGCCGAGGAUUUCGACAAAGCUCUUGAUACAACGAAACCAUCUGUUAGUGACAGAGAUCGCAUGAAAUACGAGAAGCUAAACAAGAGAUUGGGAUGGGAUAAGACCACUGUGAAUACCUCAACAGAGCCCAAAGAUGACGCAGCCGAUUUAUAA